Pseudomassariella vexata is the source of this 1596-nucleotide messenger RNA. Its product is annotated as amino acid transporter. Gene Ontology annotation, molecular function: amino acid transmembrane transporter activity. The record is from RefSeq and is a predicted model, not a curated record. Lineage: Eukaryota; Fungi; Ascomycota; Sordariomycetes; Amphisphaeriales; Pseudomassariaceae. The coding region runs from base 1 to 1596 and encodes 531 amino acids. Gene Ontology annotation, biological process: amino acid transmembrane transport. The transcript is spliced from 5 exons. Gene Ontology annotation, cellular component: membrane.
AUGGAACCGGAAAAGACCGCAUCAGGAAUGAAAGAUCUCGAAGGAGCUGGCUACCACCGACGCCUUACCAAGAGACAAAUCAUGAUGAUGACUUUUGGUGCUGGAAUUGGGACAGGCUUAUGGGUAGGCACGGGGCAGGCGCUUCGUUAUGCCGGACCCGGGGGUAUCGCCGUCGCUUAUUCUGUAGUAGCGUAUAUUGUCUGGACUUUGUACAUGUCCAUCGGCGAGAUGACGACGUACCGACCCGUGCAUGGAGGAUUCAUCAGACAGGCAGCUGAAUACAUCGACCCAGCUCUAGGCUUUGCGGAAGGGAUUAAUUUCUGGUUCGCAUGGGUUAUGAUCAUCCCCGCCGAGAUCACAGCCGCCAUCGACGUCUUGAAGUUCUGGCCCGCAUCCCAGAACGUCCCCCUGGCCGCCUACAUCACCCUAUUCCUGGUAGUAACCGCUAUACCCAACAUCUUUCCGGUCAAAUGGUACGGCCACGUCGAGUACGGCAUGUCGUGGGCCAAGUUGGUGGCUAUCUUCGUCAUGAUCUUCUACCUCUUUAUUAUGGCGUCAGGAGGCGUCCCUGCGACUGGCGGCCCGCUCGUCUUUACGUACUGGAAGAACCCCGGUGCAUUCAACAAUGGCAUGAAAGGAUUGGCCAAGGCCUUUGUCCAGGCGGCUUUCUCCUUCGGCGGCGCACAGCACAUUGCCAUUAUUGCUGGAGAGGCGAUCAACCCACGACAGACGAUCAAGUCGACCGUGUACCCGAUUUUCUGGCGCAUGUUCCUCUUCUUCGUUCUCAACAUCUGGCUUGUUGGCAUGUGCGUCCCCUAUAACGACGAGGAUCUGAUUAACGGUGCGGGUACCCUGGCUAGCCCCUUUGUUAUUGCUUUGAAGCGAGGGAACCAAAUGUGGCUCGCCCACACCAUCAAUGGCUUCAUUUUCCUGACCGUUGUAAGCUGUGGAGUGACGAGUGUCUAUAUUUCCAGUCGAUCCUUGACAGCGCUAUCCGACAUCAAAUUAAUUCAUCCCAUCUUCGGCAAGAAGGAUAGCAGAGGUCGCCCCUGGUUAUCCCUGACUGUAUGCACUCUCCUCGGAGGGGGGCUCUGUUACCUCAACCUGAACUCGACUGGUCAACAAGUCUAUGGCUGGUUUUCGUCACUGGUAUCCAUCGCUACCUUCAUGGGAUGGCUGACAAUGCUUGCUACUCACAUCGCCUUUCGAAGAGCUCUUAAAGCCCAAGGUAUCAGCCGCAAAUCGCUGCCGCUCCAAGCUCCUGGCGCGCCGUACUCGCAAUGGUUCGCCAUCGUGCUCGUCGCUUUCUGUAUGGGAUGCGAGUUCUACCUCGCUCUCUAUCCCUUCGGCGAGGAGCCUUCUGCUAAGGGUUUCUUCUCGGUAUACCUGGCAUUCCCGCUAUUCAUCUUCGAUUACUUCGUUUAUAAGUGGUGGUGCAAGACGAAGUUGGUCAACCCCGCAGAAGUGGAUCUCAGUGAGGCCAAGGUCUUCGACGAGGAGGAUCGAGUGAGUGCCGAGAUUGCAGCACAAGAUGGAACUUUGAAGCAAAAGAAAUUUGAUCCUGUCAGGAGCUUGAAGAACCUCGUUUUCGGCUGA